Messenger RNA from Schistosoma spindalis, 309 nucleotides. Lineage: Eukaryota; Metazoa; Platyhelminthes; Trematoda; Strigeidida; Schistosomatidae. The record is from the annotation of a GenBank genome assembly.
AUGCUUUUUAGAAUAACACUACCUAUCACUGAUAUGAGCAGAACAUCAGAGUCACAUGAGCUGAAUUCAUGUUCGACGAAUUCAAAAGAAGGUUAUUUUUCAGACAUCAUACUACAAGAUGCUUCAACUAUGAAUGAUUUUGUUCAAUCAGAAGGAAUUUCUCAUUCAUUAGCUAUUGAUAAUACUGCUGAAAGUAAUGAAGAUGUUCUUGAUGAAAAGAACGAAGUCCCUAAGGCAAAGGAUGCAUUUCCUAGGGGUGAUUAUGAAUUCCUAGGAUUAUUAGAACAACAAAUGAUCAAUAAAAAGUAG